Molecule: messenger RNA, 978 nt
Organism: Nipponia nippon (crested ibis)
Lineage: Eukaryota; Metazoa; Chordata; Aves; Pelecaniformes; Threskiornithidae
Source: RefSeq, a predicted model, not a curated record
AUGUUUUUUUGCUACAGGAACAAGAAAAUUGUUGAUUAUUCUCAAUUUGGGGAUUUGGAAGAUGAUGAUGAAGACUUUGCGUGUAUAGCUGCACCUUCAAGGAAAAAAUCCAGAACACAGCUCAAAGAACCAAAGAAGGAGAAAAAAGAGAAGCAAAAAAAGCCACACAAAGAACCGACUCCAUCACAAAAGCAGACACCUAGUAAAAGGAUAUCCUUGGAUGACAAACUUUAUCAAAGAGAUUUGGAAGUUGCCUUAGCCUUAUCCAUCAAAGAAAAGUCUGCAAAUACCCUUGAAGUGCAAAAUUCAGAAGAACAAGGUAAGAAUAUUGAAUCAGAAAAUGUACCCAGGAGACCCCUUUUUUCCAACUGCAGUGUAGACAGUGAACUUUUAGGUCUCAAUCAGGUUAUGGAUGAUGACGUACCUAGGGGUGACUGUAGGCAAAGGACAGCAGCAUCUAAAGUUCCAGCACAUCAGAAGAAAUUACUGACCGUUGACAGUGAUGACGGAAAGCAUUCUACUGACUCUGAGCCAGAGUCUGUACCCAGUGAGGAGUCAGAAGAAGAUUCCGAUUAUAGCGAAGGUGAUGAUGAAGACUUUGCUAUGGAAAAGAAGAAAGCCAAAGGAAAUAAAAAGAAAACGAAACAAAAGAUGCCAGCUGAAAGAGAGAAGAAAACUCUCAAAUCCAAGAUGAAUACUACUGUGUCACCUGUAGUUUCUCCUUCACGGAUAACAGAAGAAAAAUCUGAGCCAACACAAAAGAUGAUGUCCAGUUCUUCAGAACCAGUUGGGAGGCCUUUACAUACAUCGAGUCCUGUAACAGACAAGAAGCCUAAAUGGAUACCACCAGCUGCAUCAGGAAGCAGUAAUAACUGCAUGAAAUAUGUUGCAGUUAAGUCACCUACUCAGUGUCUUAGGCUCGGCCUCUCCAGACUAGCAAGAGUCAAACCACUGCAUCCCAGUGCUACCAGCGGUUAA